AUGUCGAGAUUCGUCUUUAAUCCGAACGCCAGUGUCUUCGUGCCGGGCGGCGGCCAAAACCUCUCCGCGCCACCACCGCCGCCACCCCCUGCAAGCGAGGGCCACGGCAGUGCGGUUCCGUGCCAGGCGACCCAGGCUCCUUCUGCUUCUCAGAUGGCCCCCCCCGCAAUGACUCCCGCAUCUGUACCAACCGUGAACGAAGUUACUGAACAAAUGGAGAAUCUUAAAGUCCAGCAGAAAGAAUCGUGCUGGUCCGACGAGGCAGACGAUAUUGUCGAGGAUGCUUCCCCUGCAAGUGCAGACAAGGCACCGACAACUGCGGCCCCGUCCUCGCCUGUCGUGGCUCAGCAACCCGCAGCUUCCUCGGAAGCCGGGAUGUCGAAGGCACAAGCACGCGAAGCUGCUGCAGCGGCCGCGAGCAAGAAGAACCCUCCGGAUAGCCGGCCGCAUAUGAACAUUGUUUUCAUUGGCCACGUUGACGCGGGCAAGAGCACAACCUGCGGAAACAUCUUGUAUCUUACCGGCGGAGUCGAUGAGAGAACGAUUGAGAAGUACGAGAAAGAGGCCAAGGAGAAGAAUCGCGAAUCCUGGUUUCUUGCCUUCGUCAUGGACACAAACGAAGAAGAGCGACAGAAGGGGAAGACUGUCGAAGUGGGGCGCGCGUUCUUCUCGACGCCGAACCGCCGCUUCACUCUGUUGGAUGCGCCAGGCCACAAGGCGUUUGUGCCGAACAUGAUUGAAGGAGCCGCCCAGGCGGACGUCGGCGUCUUAAUCAUUUCCGCACGAAAGGGAGAGUUUGAAACGGGGUUUGAAAAGGGCGGUCAGACGCGCGAACACGCUCUGCUUGCGAAGACGCUAGGUGUCAACCAGCUAGUCAUUGCAGUGAACAAGAUGGACGAGCCGACGUGCGGGUGGAGUCAAGAGCGCUUCGAAGAAAUCGAGAAGAAGCUUACUCCUUUCCUCAAGUCCUGUGGCUUCAAUCCUGCCAAGGAUAUUUUUUUCAUCCCCAUCUCUGGUCUGCACGGUCAGAAUCUCAAAGACCACGUGUCGCGCCCAGGAACCAAGGCCUACGACCCUCGCGCGUCCUGGUAUGGGACCGAGCGACCGAGUCUCUUCGAACUGUUUGAUUCUGUGCCCGUUCCGGACCGCAAGGAGGACGAUCCCCUUCGCGUCCCGAUUCUUGACGGAUACAAGGACGGUGGCGUCAUCGCUUUGGGGAAGGUUGAGGCCGGCACGCUGACUCCUGGCAUGAACUGCAUUUUGAUGCCAUUCAAGAACAAAGUGAAGGUUACCGGCGUCUUCAUCGAAGAUGACGAAGUGGCCUACGCAAAGCCCGGAGAGAAUGUGCGAAUCAAGUUGAUGGGCAUCGACGAGGACCAACUUGGAAACGGCAUGAUGCUUUGCCCACUGAACGAGCCGUGCCCCGUCGUUUCUUCUUUCAUUGGCCGAUUGGGCAUUGUUGAGCUGCUCGAACACCGCCCCCUCGUCACCGCUGGCUAUUCCUGCGUGCUGCAUGCGCACACGGCACGAGAGGAGAUUGUCCUGAACAAGCUUCUUGAGGUGGUUGACAAGAAGACGAAGAAGAAGAAGACCAACCCGCAGUUUGUGAAGAAUGAUUGCAUGGUCACCGUCGAAAUUGAGCUGCAAAAUCCAGUCUGUCUCGAGGAGUUCGAGAAGAUGCCUCAACUGGGCCGAUUCACUCUUCGAGACGAAGGGAAGACGAUCGGUAUCGGUCGCGUGCUGCAGAUUUUGAAAACCGCAUAA
Neospora caninum is the source of this 1764-nucleotide messenger RNA. Its product is annotated as elongation factor 1-alpha, related. Bases 1 to 1764 code for a protein of 587 amino acids. Gene Ontology annotation, biological process: translation. The transcript has 11 exons. The record is from RefSeq and is a predicted model, not a curated record. Gene Ontology annotation, cellular component: translation release factor complex. Gene Ontology annotation, molecular function: GTPase activity; translation release factor activity; GTP binding. NCBI's taxonomy places the organism in Eukaryota, Apicomplexa, Conoidasida, Eucoccidiorida, Sarcocystidae.